UCUUCUCUGCAACUGUUCUCCAGCUCAAUCAUAAAUCGCAUUACACAAUUCACCAUGGCUUCCCGUAUCACUAAGUUCUCCAAGACCAUCGUCCCCAUGAUGGAUCGUGUUCUUGUCCAGCGCAUUAAGCCUCAGCAGAAAACCGCUUCCGGUAUCUACAUUCCCGAGAAGGCACAGGAGGCCUUGAACGAGGGUCAUGUCAUUGCUGUUGGCAAGGGACUGGUCACCCAAGACGGCAAGCUUAUUCCUUCGGAGCUCAAGGAGGGCGACAAGGUCCUUUUGCCUCCUUAUGGCGGCAGCGCCGUCAAGGUCGAUAACGAGGAGCUCAUUCUUUUCCGCGAGUCUGAGAUCCUUGCCAAGAUCCAAUAAAUACUUUACUUGUCCGUUCUUUGCGCAUAUCAAAUAAACUAUCGUUCCUUAGCACU
Messenger RNA from Gamsiella multidivaricata, 425 nucleotides. RefSeq names its product putative heat shock protein 10. Gene Ontology annotation, cellular component: mitochondrial matrix. Bases 55 to 369 code for a protein of 104 amino acids. The transcript has 4 exons. The record is from RefSeq and is a predicted model, not a curated record. Gene Ontology annotation, molecular function: metal ion binding; protein folding chaperone; protein-folding chaperone binding. NCBI's taxonomy places the organism in Eukaryota, Fungi, Mortierellomycota, Mortierellomycetes, Mortierellales, Mortierellaceae.